Molecule: messenger RNA, 562 nt
Organism: Camelina sativa (false flax)
Lineage: Eukaryota; Viridiplantae; Streptophyta; Magnoliopsida; Brassicales; Brassicaceae
Product: peptidyl-prolyl cis-trans isomerase-like
Biological process (GO): protein folding; protein peptidyl-prolyl isomerization
Cellular component (GO): cytoplasm
Molecular function (GO): peptidyl-prolyl cis-trans isomerase activity; cyclosporin A binding
Source: RefSeq, a predicted model, not a curated record
AUGGCUAACCCUAGAGUAUUCUUUGAUAUGACCGUGGCCGGCAAACCGUUUGGUCGGAUCGUGAUGGAGUUAUUCGCCCACACGACCCCUCGAACGGCGGAGAACUUCCGAGCCCUCUGUACUGGGGAGAAAGGCAUGGGGAAGCUUGGUAAGCCACUCCACUACAAGGGAUCAAUCAUCCACAAUCUGAUCCCCGAUCAAAUGUUCUGUGGAGGAGAUAUCACUGCUGGUGACGGAACCGGAGGGGAAUCAAUCUAUGAGGAAAGAUUUUUCGAGGAUGAGAACUUCAUCAAUAGGCUAACAAGUCCAGGUACCCUCGCCAUGGCUAACCGUGGUAUGGACACCAACGAAUCUCAGUUCAUGAUUUGCAUGGACAGUACGUUUGGCUACCUUGAUACGGCGCACGUCGUGUUUGGCCAAGUUGUUGAUGGAUUGGAUGUGAUCAAGAGCAUUGGGAAGGAGGUCGGAGAUUCUAUCCGCACCUGUUCACUGCCCGUGAUGAUCGCCGACUGCGGUCAGAUCUCAUAGAUCUCAUAGAAGGGGAAAAAAUCGAUUUGGGGAU